CUUACAACAACAACCCUGUGAGGAGAGCCCAAAACAGGAGCUUUACCAUUCAGAACUGUUUCUGGAGUGCUGCUAUUCUCAGAGUGAAAUGGCAAACAAAGGAACUCCUGAGACAGACCCACGAGAACGGACGAAUUUUAUUCCAAGAGUGGGGAAGGAAGAAAAAGAAAAGGGGACAGUUUGUGACCGUGCAGUAAGCAAGAUCAAGGCACUUGCAGGGGAAAUUACCUUUCUCAGAGUCAUCGCCUUCCUGUAUCGUGUUGUUAUCCUAUUCCUACUCAUUGGCAUUGGCAUUGCAGUUGCAAUGGCAGCAAAAAUGAUUCAGCAACUGACCCUUCAUAUGAAUUCUGCUGCAACCUGUGGUCCACCAUGCCCACGUUAUUGGAUUGGAUAUGAAGGGAAGUGCUACUUCUUUUCAAAAGAAAAAAGGAACUGGACAUACAGUCAGAAAUUCUGUUCCUUGCACAAUGCCACAUUGGUGAAGAUUGAAGGUGAAGAACUGGAAAUUGUGAUGCGACUCAUAGGAAAAGACCUUUAUUGGAUUGGUCUCCAAAAACACCCUGGGAAGCCAUGGACAUGGUCAGAUGGAGCAAAUUCAGUAAUGGAGGUCUCUGGGGAAGGAGGAGACUGCGCAUACCUAGACAAUGACGCCAGAGCCAUCUCAUCAGGGUGCCAUACAAAAUUGCCGUGGAUCUGCAGCAAACCUGCUGCAUAUACAAUCCCAAGCAAUACACCAGACCCAUAGGCAGACUUCUGGCCUAUAGGAGGAGAAAUAAAUACAGAGCUAGCUGGCAGGCAGUAGGCCAAGAAAAUAAUGCUGCCCUUACUUUUACUGUUUGACUGGGUAGAGUGUGAACUGCACGUUUACCCCCUGCAUGUCUGAAAGUCUGAGAACAGCAUUGCACAUGGACAGUGCCAGAGAGGAUCCCUGGUGCUACAUCCCUGCUGUCAGGGGUAAGCACAUCAAGGGAAUGGAUAAAGUUGGUGCCUUUAACACAAAUACCCAAGCAUACACAUUGGGGAAAUGUGAGGAACAAGAGCCAGCAACAAGUAAGAGUGUUGCUGCGGGUACACUGCCUUCUCUGGGCUUCCACUUAUUCAGAAGUGAAUAAAUUCCUGCUAGCACCAGGUGUGCGAGAACUAAAA
This is a messenger RNA of Varanus komodoensis (Komodo dragon), 1146 nucleotides long. RefSeq names its product C-type lectin domain family 2 member D-like. NCBI's taxonomy places the organism in Eukaryota, Metazoa, Chordata, Lepidosauria, Squamata, Varanidae. Bases 89 to 745 code for a protein of 218 amino acids. The transcript has 6 exons. The record is from RefSeq and is a predicted model, not a curated record.